Rotaria sp. Silwood2 is the source of this 387-nucleotide messenger RNA. The record is from the annotation of a GenBank genome assembly. Lineage: Eukaryota; Metazoa; Rotifera; Eurotatoria; Philodinida; Philodinidae.
AUGCCGAAAAAUAAGCCUGCUGCUGGAAUAAAACCGUGGACCCCUUGGAGACCACGGGCACUAGUGAUAAUUGUUGGUAUUGGUGCUGGUCUGACUCUCAUAGGUUUAGCAUUAGGUUUAGGUUUGGGUAUUGGAUUGCAUAAUGAUAGUGGAAAUUUUGUUUUGACUCUAUCUACAGUAACUACAACAACAACAACAACAUCUACAACAUCUACAACAACUACAACAACUACAACAACGAGUGUAGCAAAUACAACAACAACAACAACCACAACAACGACCACCACCACUACCACCACCACUACCACCACCACCACCACCACCACAACAACAACAACAACAACAAAAACAACAACAACAACUACAGUUGUAGCUGGAAGAAAAUAA